AUGGAGCCCGUGGAGCCAGCGGACCAGGCCCGGGCGGCGGCCACCAAGCUGUCGGAGACAGUGGGAGCGGCGCUGCGGGAGCCUCGGCGGCAGCGGCGCCUGGUGCUGGUCAUCGUGUGUGUGGCGCUGUUCCUGGACAAUAUGCUGUACAUGGUCAUCGUGCCCAUCGUGCCUGAUUACAUCGCUCACAUGCGCGGAGGUAGCGAGAGCUUCACGCCGACCCCCGAGGUGUGGGCGCCCACCCAGCCGCCGCCCACUCCAGCUAAUGCCAGCUAUUCCUAUUCCACGGUCAACAUCUCGGUGCCCCCGACGGCUGCGUGGCCCUCCAGGCCGGCCCUGAGGCCCCGCUACCCCACGGAGAGCGAGGACGUGAAGAUCGGGGUGUUGUUCGCCUCCAAGGCCAUACUUCAGCUGCUAGUGAAUCCCCUGAGUGGGCCAUUCAUCGACCGCAUGAGCUACGACGUGCCGCUGCUUAUCGGCCUGGGUGUCAUGUUUGCUUCUACGGUGUUGUUUGCAUUCGCCGAGGACUACGCCACGCUAUUCGCCGCACGCAGCCUUCAGGGCUUGGGCUCGGCCUUCGCGGACACAUCCGGCAUUGCCAUGAUCGCCGACAAAUAUCCCGAGGAGUCCGAGCGCAGCCGCGCACUGGGCGUGGCCCUGGCCUUCAUCAGCUUUGGCAGCCUAGUGGCGCCACCCUUUGGGGGCAUCCUCUACGAGUUCGCGGGCAAGCGCGUACCCUUCCUUGUGCUCGCAGCCGUGUCGCUGCUCGACGCGCUGCUACUGCUAGCGGUAGCCAAGCCCUUCUCGGCUGCCGCGCGGGCGCGGGCCAACCUGCCUGUGGGAACGCCCAUCCACCGCCUCAUGCUGGAUCCGUACAUCGCCGUGGUGGCUGGCGCGCUCACCACCUGCAACAUCCCGCUCGCCUUCCUCGAGCCUACCAUCUCCACAUGGAUGAAGCACACAAUGGCGGCGUCUGAGUGGGAGAUGGGCAUGGUCUGGCUGCCCGCGUUCUUGCCGCAUGUGCUAGGCGUCUACCUCACCGUGCGCUUAGCUGCGCGCUAUCCACACCUGCAGUGGCUGUACGGCGCUAUCGGACUGGUAGUGAUUGGUGCCAGCUCUUGCGUCGUGCCUGCCUGCCGCUCCUUCGGGCCUCUAGUGGCCUCGCUAUGCGGCCUCUGCUUUGGCAUCGCGCUGGUAGACACAGCACUACUCCCCACACUCGCCUUCCUCGUAGACGUGCGGCACGUCUCGGUCUACGGCAGCGUUUACGCCAUCGCCGACAUCUCCUAUUCCGUGGCCUACGCGCUCGGGCCCAUCGUGGCGGGUCAAAUCGUGCACUCGCUGGGCUUUGCGCAGCUCAGUCUUGGCAUGGGCCUGGCCAACCUGCUCUACGCGCCUGUCCUGCUGCUGCUUCGCAACGUGGGCCUCCUAACGCGUUCCUGUACAGAGCGCGACGUGCUGCUCGACGAGCCGCCGCAGGGGCUGUACGAUGCUAUGCGCUUGCGUGAGCGCCCUGUUUCGGCUCCAGAUGGCGCGCCUGGGAGCCCUCCUGGCCCUUUUGAUGAGUGUGAGGACGACUAUAACGGCUACAGCUAG
Orycteropus afer afer is the source of this 1596-nucleotide messenger RNA. RefSeq names its product solute carrier family 18 member A3 (gene SLC18A3). Gene Ontology annotation, biological process: chemical synaptic transmission; transmembrane transport. NCBI's taxonomy places the organism in Eukaryota, Metazoa, Chordata, Mammalia, Tubulidentata, Orycteropodidae. Gene Ontology annotation, cellular component: AP-2 adaptor complex; terminal bouton; AP-1 adaptor complex. Bases 1 to 1596 code for a protein of 531 amino acids. The transcript has a single exon. Gene Ontology annotation, molecular function: acetylcholine transmembrane transporter activity. The record is from RefSeq and is a predicted model, not a curated record.